CUGUGCUGUGGCUGCGGUGAGCGUCGCUGGCGUCGUCCGCCGUUGCGCGCACGCGCUCGCCAGAUCGCUCCGUCACGUUGGCCCCCGGCGGUCGCCUUCUCCGCCAGUCUUGUCCGUUCCGCCAGCCGCCGCCACCGGUCGCCCAUGCGCCGUUCCGGUCCCCCCGGAAAACACUGGAACUGGUGUCAGCAAUGACGGCUAGAAGACGCGGUCCUGGUCGCGGCAUGUAAGGUCCUGUGCUUCGCUCCACCUCGGCUGCUGAGAAGGCACUUGAGCUCGCCUGCCCGAAGAGUCCCCUGGUCCACGAAUCACUGCCCGCACGGUGCUGGCGAACACACAACCCUGGCCGGCGUCCUCGCCGGCGUGCUCCGAAAGCAGAGUGGCCGCGCGAGAGUCGUGCUGUCCUGCACUCCCUUCUCGGUGCGUUUGGUGCACGGACGUGUCGUCUCUUCUGCAGACAUCGGCGGAGACGUGCCCGCUUUGCCGGCCUGCGAAUUAUCCUGUCCGUCCCGAGGUGCCCGCGUCACUGGCGAGUGCGCAGGGAACCUCUGCCAAGCCCGGCGAAAACAGCCGUCCGGGUGCUGGCGAAAGCGCAGAUCCGUCAUCGCAUGAUCCCGACCGGGUGCCACAUCACGUGCUGUCAUCUCCGACCCAAGAACGAAGAGUUGCGACCUUGAAGUGCGAUGACACCGACGUAUCCCGAACCUGCUCCGAGGGCCAAGACAGCUCUGCAACCUUACUCCAGUCCGCUAGGUCGGCUGCGACUGCAUCCCGUUUUAGUGAUAGCGACUGCCUGGACUCUGUCAACGCUCGCCAAAACGGCGGCAAACUUGGGCCCAUCUGUAACACGUCCCCUGACACCACAGAAACGCUCGAUCUGGCGAUGGUGCCCUCCGGCCAGCCGUCGCAGGUCAUCGUCCUGCAGGAAUGGGAUGGACCUCAUACCGUAGCAUACCCUCAUACGUCCGAAUCAUCGCAUCAGGUUAACAAAGACUCGCAUGGUCAUCAUAAAGGAGACGUCCAACAGACUAAAGCUCUGCCCAAAACUGCAGAGCAUCAGACCGAUCUCGGAACAGACGAAAACUCCGUGAGGUUGUCCUGCAAUGGGGCCGACCCGCUGCCGGCCAAGAUCGUACGCGGCCCCGAGAGCGUGGUGGCGGUCAUCGGCGGCCACGUUCACCUCGGCGUCCUCUUCGUCGGCACUCCGGCCCCGCGAGUCACCUGGACCAAAGGCGGCAAACCCGUGCUGCCAGCCGGGGACCGCGUGAACGUCUCCAGCGAACGACACUGCUGCUCUGAGCUGCGCAUCCGGGACGCUUGCUGCGACGACAGCGGCAAGUACCAGGUGGUCGUCGAGAACGGUAUCGGGAGCGACUCGGGCUUCGCCUCCGUCAAGGUGGAAGGUCCCCCCGAUCCACCGGCCGAGGCCCCUCGAGCGGUCGCCCUUCCGGGCGGCGCCAUCCAGGUGACCUGGUCGUGCUCGCCGUUCGACGGCGGCUGUCGCAUCCAGCGCUACCUGGUGGACGCGUCUCCGGCGUCGGCGCAGCCCCGCGCCUGGAGCCGCGUCGCCGCGGUGCUCAGCACCUGCUGCCGGCUCGCAGAUCUGCCGCCGGCGACCGCGUACGUGUUCGUCGUGCGCGCGCAGAACGGGCGCGGACUGAGCAUGGCGAGCGCGGAGUCGCCGCCCGCCGCGCCGCUGCCGCCCGACGGCGGGCCGUCCACCACCGCAGGAGGCGGCGACGACCAAGAGCUGGACGACGACGAGAUCACGGAGCCACCAGGCCUUCCUGUUACGAUGCGGCCAGGAGAGGAGUUCAGCCAAAACUACCACGUGCACGAAUCGGUGGGCAGGGGUCGCUUCGGCGUGGUGCACCGGUGCACGCGACUCGCGGACGGCACCGCCGCGGCGGCCAAGCUGGUUCGCUGCACGCGCGCCGCCGAGCGCGACAGGAUGCGUCACGAGCUGGCCAUCUUGAACCUGCUCCGGGGACACCCGCGGCUCCUGCGGCUGCUGGACGCCUACGAAAAGCCACGGGAGGUCAUCCUCGUCACCGAAUACGUGUCCGGUGGAGAGCUCUUCGAACGGGUUAUAGCCGACGACUUCGUGCUCACGGAGUGGGACUGCGUCCUGUUCCUGAGGCAGAUCUGCGCAGGCAUGGCCUACAUGCACAGCAGACACGUCAUCCACCUCGACCUUAAGCCCGAGAACAUCCUCUGCCAGAGCCAGGUCGGACACAAGAUCAAGCUGAUCGACUUCGGCCUGGCGCAGCUCUAUGAGCCAAACUCUAGCCUCCGCGUGAUGUUUGGCACGCCAGAGUUUGUGGCCCCCGAGGUCGUCAGCUACGAGCCGGUCAGCCCUGCCACCGACAUGUGGAGCGUCGGCGUCAUCUGCUACGUCCUACUUUCCGGGUUGUCACCGUUCAUGGGCGACUCGGAUACGGAUACCUUCAACAACAUCGUCAGGGUGGACUUCGACUUCGACGACCCGGUCUUUGAGACCAUCUCCGCCGUGGCCAAGGAUUUCAUGUGCCAACUCAUCCUAAAGAACCCCAGAAAACGGAUGUCUGCGGAACAGUGUCUGGAGCACGAGUGGCUGUGUGUAGUGCCCAAGCGCGGCGCCAGCUCGUUGCCGCUGCCCACGGACAAGCUCAAGAAGUUCGUCGUCCGCAGGAAGUGGCUGAAGAGCGGCAACGCACUGAAGGCGCUGAGCCGCAUGACGAACAUGAGCGGCCAGCGACCGGCAACUCAAGGUGACGAGGCAUCCGUCCUGCUCGCCUGUGAGGAAGACGCGCCGGUCUCGCCGCCGCCUUCUUCCGACACGUCACCCGCCACUGUAGAAGAGGAAGACUCCAGUGCUGGCGAUAACUGAGCGCCCACCACUACGUCGCACAGGGCUUUAAAACAAAGCCCUUUCUGAAGAACCUUCGCGCGCACCAAAAAAACUGUGUCCCGCAAUUGUUUGCCCUCCUUUUGUCAUUGCCUCUGUAACGGUGAAUCACACUCAAUGCAUAACACUGUCUUUAAGUACUGUCUAAGUGUGUCAUGUUGCAUGCGCCUAUAAAUCUUGUUGUCGUUUGCUCACCUUUCCCUACUUACCGCGUGAGAAUAACUUCGUCUCCUGUGAUUAUGCUCGGGCCGGGAAAAUGAACAGUUCCUCAGGGGUUGACCAAAUUUUAUUCGUACGUAUGCAGAAAGCCGAUGAGAUUUCGCAGGAAGUACGUUUUAUUUUUGUCUGAAUGUUUUUUUCUCUUGUUAUAUUUAUGGCUGUAAGCUUAUUGAAGAGUAAAUAAAUUCUUCAGAUAGGUGUUUGCAUUGAAUCUCCCCCCCCCCCCCCCGCAAGAAAAAAGCAUACAGUAAACAAUUCCCCGUUUAAUUGGGUUGCUAUUAUUGCUGUGCUGCAAUAAUCAGAGUCAGGAAUGCACAAUACUUUUUUGUUAAAGUAGCCUGAUUACACGGUAUCAUGAACGUCUGCUCCUCCUUAAUAAACGCACUCCGUUUCUAGAUCAUGAGCGCACUUUGCGCAGGUGAGUUGCAUCUAUAUAAUAUACGCGGGUGACUGUACAGUUCUCGCGCAUUUGUUCCUAUCUCCGUACCCUUCCGCCGCACGAUGGAUUAUGAGAUGAAACCCAGUUAUCAUUGAAGCUGUCUUUUUGUGGCGCAUCCCUGCAUAGGUAAUGGAGUACGUAUGAUCGGCAAGUAUAGUGUAGUGUUUUCUUUUUCUCUUUAUUGUGUGUGGGAGGGGAGAGGGCAUUCUGGUUGAGAACAAAUCUGUUUUAAUGAGAAUAGCAUUGCUAGCAUUGCCAGACCAGUUUUCUUUCCGGGUUACGUGGGCCACUGGCUAUGUGCCGCUCUUCAAUGAACGCCUUUGACGCCAAGUUGUGUCACUGUUGCUUUGUGUGUGCCUGCUGUACCUGCGAGAAAGACAAUCAAAUGGAGGGAUAUUUGGAAAAGCAUCGAUAACCGGCCACUUUCUGAAAGCCUUCUUUUAGAUCUAUGGUCAAAAUACUCCUUGUGUCAGGCUAUGAAGGCCCUUGUCGGUUUUUUUAGAGGCACUGAACUGGAUAUACGAUUGUAAUAAUUGUUUCCGAUGAAUUUUUUAUUCAUGCUCUUUCUUUUCAUAUCACCAUCUUUGCUUUCUGCCUUCAAUUUGUGUUCCACUUUUCCCUUCCCCAGCGCUGAGUACCAGGCUAGAACAUGGUAGUUCAGGCCGACCUCUCAGUUUUUCUUUCAUAAUAAAUCUCUUGCUCUCUCUCCCAAUAAACCUCUUUGACGCCAA
Molecule: messenger RNA, 4276 nt
Organism: Dermacentor andersoni
Lineage: Eukaryota; Metazoa; Arthropoda; Arachnida; Ixodida; Ixodidae
Product: myosin light chain kinase, smooth muscle-like
Biological process (GO): intracellular signal transduction; protein phosphorylation; positive regulation of apoptotic process
Cellular component (GO): nucleus
Molecular function (GO): ATP binding; protein binding; protein serine/threonine kinase activity
Source: RefSeq, a predicted model, not a curated record